This is a messenger RNA of Spodoptera frugiperda (fall armyworm), 3130 nucleotides long. RefSeq lists its product as uncharacterized. Bases 113 to 3130 code for a protein of 1005 amino acids. The record is from RefSeq and is a predicted model, not a curated record. NCBI's taxonomy places the organism in Eukaryota, Metazoa, Arthropoda, Insecta, Lepidoptera, Noctuidae. Gene Ontology annotation, cellular component: motile cilium; extracellular exosome. Gene Ontology annotation, biological process: cilium movement; cilium assembly. The transcript has 19 exons. Gene Ontology annotation, molecular function: protein binding.
CGUAAACUCUUAUUAAAUAAAACUGAAUUAUUGUCCUCAGUAAUUGAAAAAAUAAGUUACCAAGAGCAAAGUAUAAAAAAAAGGGAAAAGGAAUUAAAUAAAUUAAACUAAGAUGAUGCGGAAAAAAUCAAUACGUGAAUCCAGGACGGCGUCCAUUAUCUCUCAACACAGGGCGUCGUUGAUCCAAAAAUCUCUAGAGACACCGGCACCACCAAAUGACACGUUGCACAUAAAAAUAAAGAGCCUUCGAACAUCAGACCAGGAACCUAAACAUUUUGCCAUAAAAGUGACAUUCUUUGACCAGCUACUAGUGCACGCCAUUAUCAAAUCUAAUGGCUCGAGAGACGAGGAACCAGAUCAUUUUAUAGCUAACGGCACAUUCGCUUAUGAUCCUUCAGACUAUGAGAAAAUGUGUCUGCUUGCUGAUAAUCCCCUUGUCGUUCAUAUACAACCUCUGAGAAAUAUUGAUGUUAACAAAUCGUCAGUUAGCAUGGACAUAGGCAACUUCAUCAAAAUAUCACACACUGCGAGCAUCAACUGCUGCAAUGUCGAUAUUUUACCAAUUUUUAUUGGUUCAGAUGAAGAGCAAAAGAUGUGCAUAAGGAAACGUUUGGAGCCGAUGGUCCCACCGGCAACCUUAAACGCGAAGAGUUGGGACACUCUCCCUCUUCUCACGAUGGAAUUGGACUUAGAACGAGAUCCUCUCAACAAGUUUCACCACAGGCUAUUGCAGAAUGCCAACUGGAUGAAAAUUACUCUGAUCGGCUCCUACAACAUGUUCAUACCAUUUGAGAAGGAGUACUUGUACACCGCUGCCACAAAAGCACCCUUAUACGGUGAAUCUAAACUUGGUCUAGUUACCUUCAGUCAAGGCGUCAGAGAGCCGCGGCGAUUCAAAUGUAUGGAUUUUUACCCUAAAUGGGAAAGCUUGAGAUCCAUAGGAGAAUUAUUUACAAAGUCGGACGUAAAGUUGCAAUGUAAACUGGAAGAUUUACUUAAUGAUGAUAACAUUGAUCUUCCUUAUUACUUGAAUCAGAUACUGCCUUACCAUACCUGCGUUUGGGGCUCAUUUCAUCGCACCUUGAUGCUGUUGGAUGAUUACGAGCAAUGGUUAUGGAGGCACAUCAGAAGUUACAAAUGGCCACUGGAAAUCCAUAUUUACGGGGAAACCGGCGGCUACAGUUUCAUGGCGUUCAUUAAUUUGUUUCAACUUCUCUUUCCAGGAGAGCACACAGUUCGCAUUGCUGUGCCUUUGAAAUGGGUGGACGGUGUGGCGAUGAUGAAGGAGUGUGGGUGUGAACUACUCCUCACGCCGAAUGAGAAACCUCCGGUUAUCACGGACGUGACUGGGGGUCAAACGCCACCACCUAAAACCAAGAGCAGCAGCAAAGGGGCAACAGAAUCGAUGGUAACAUCAGUAAGCACUUUGAAUGAAACUCAAUAUAGACCAACUGGGUCUGAUGCCAAUGACGCUUUUGUGUUUGUAGAAGUUCAGUUUGGACGGCCACUUAAAGCUGUUUUUAAACCUCCUAAAGUAUUGAAAGAAGAAAUAACAGCCAUGCUUACUGAAAUGGAGCUAGAGGCUCCCAGAAAUCGAGCAUGUACGGGGCGUGGUCAACCGGAGAGUGACUGGCAGAAAACCAUACGAGCUGCAGCAAACGCCUUGCGAAAAGUGCCGUAUUAUGGAGUUACCGAGUUUUGUACUUUCAAUCGUCAACUGAGCGAAACUAGGACACGAGUGGAGCUGACCACAUCUUUUUGGCAGAACGCUGCCAUCUACGUCAACAAUAAUUUUAUCGUUAAACAGUAUCUAGACUCUGAUGAAAAGUUCGAAGAGUUGGUGAUGAUGGCUCACGCGUGCCUCAUGAGGUCUGCGGCCGCCAUGCUGAUACCAGGUAACACGUGGCACGACAUAGAUCCUGUCUUACGAGCUGCCAGACACGCUCGGCAGAUGCAAGACUACACACAUGCUAUGGAACUUUAUUUACAGCUGGUAGUGGAUAAGCCAAAAUAUCCUCAUUACUGGCGUGAACUGUCAACAUGUAUGAAGGAUCUUGAUAAAGACUGGGCCAUCGUUUGUCUAAACAAGGCUAUAGUACUCGACCCUCGAAGCCCUUUAACGCUCCUAUCUAAAGGCGCCAUGUUAUUUGAAGACGACCCCACAGAAGCUGAGCCAUUCUUUUUCGCUAUUCUGGAAUUUAAUCCAUACUGGACCAUUGGUUGGGUCAUCACUAGCGUUUACUUCUACGAACGAGAGCUGUACCAUUUGUCAGAUACCAUUAUGCAAUAUGCUAAUAAGUUACGUGGAGAACAACAUCACGAAACGCAAUUUUCGCGCUCGUGGGAACGAGAGCUGGGAGACUGGUGGGACAGCACGCCGCUGCUGCCAGGCAUGAGUCUGUACUACGAGGCAGCUGAUCUUCUACUCAGGUUGAGAGCUGUGCCUUUGGCAGAAGCGUGUCUGGCUCGUCUGCUGUCGGAAACGGUAGAGACUACGGCGUACUAUCACCUAGUUGGCGUGUGCUGUCGUCUGCGAGGACAGUACAAGGAAGCUAUCUGUCACCUAACUGUUGGUCUUGGCAAAUUCGGAGAGAUUAAUUACCUGAGAAGCCUUGAAGCUGAAUGCCAACAUAGACUUGGCAAUAUUAAGAAUGCCACUGAAUCGUUUGCAAAAGUCGGUACCUGCGUCAAUACCCUCAGUAUUCUGAUGUCGUUGUCAUCUGGCGAUAAUGCGAAAACUCGAAGUAUUUUAAUGGAACUUAUAAGACGCCAAGCCAGCGCGUACUCUUGGACGGCGCUCGCUGAUAACUGGGUGAGAACGCACAUAACUAAUCCUGACGAAGAAGUGGAAGAAGGUGUGAAGAGCACAGAGCAGUUGAAUGCCAAAGCCUGCGCCAUUGCCUGCGCUGUUCAGGCACUCAAGAUAGACAGACGAGCGGGCCGUGCCUGGGCAAUCCUGGGCAAACUGGUCAAGCCUAGUGCCAGGCGUCUACACUGCCUGCAAAUGGCCAGUUCUUGUGGAUGGGAAGUGACAGAUGAAGAUGUCAGUUUGUCACCGACACCGUGCCACUUUGUUGGCUCCGCGUUGCGAGAAUGCCGAUGCUAUGUCUGCGAUACAACAAAGGUGUAA